CCAGCCCCACCUCUGGACUGAGAUCAGAUCGCAUUCAACCCAUCUGAUCAUCAUCAGAGCACCUUUAGCUCGCAGUCUCAGCGACAGACUAGACGACAGCUACACGAGUCAUGGAGACCAGACUGCCCUCCAGCUAGCUAACUGCUAUCCGAUCGGAGCCCGAAAAAUGCACUAGACAGGAGUUGGGUAACAAGAUUGUUUCCUGUUUUCACUGGAGUGACAUUUGCUGUCACAUCUGGCCAUCAGCGGUUGAAGAUGCAGACCUUCCUGAGAGGCAGACGAGUGGGCUACUGGCUCAGCGAGAAGAAGAUGAAGAAACUCAAUUUCUUGGCGUUUGCGGAGAUGUGCAGAAAAAGAGGGAUAGAAGUUGUUCAGCUUGACUUGAGCCAGCCGUUGGAAGAUCAGGGUCCCCUGGAUGUCAUCAUUCACAAGCUAACGGAUCUGAUCCUGGAGGCGGACCAGAACGACACUCAGUCCCUGCUGCUGGUCCAGCGUGUGCAGGAUUAUAUAGACGCUCACCCAGAGACCAUCAUUCUGGAUCCACUUCCAGCCAUCAGAACUCUGCUGGAUCGCUGCAAGUCUUACCAGCUGGUGCAUCGGAUAGAAGACUGCAUGAAAGAUGACAGGAUACGUUCUCCUCCGUUUAUGGUGUUGAACACUGAGUGUGGCCCAGACACGCUGGAGCAGAUCGAGCAGCAUGGUCUUACAUUCCCCUUCAUUUGCAAAACACGGGUGGCUCACGGAACAAACUCCCAUGAGAUGGCCAUAAUCUUCGGUGCUGAGGACUUAAAGGAUGUUAGGCCUCCAUGUGUCAUUCAGAGUUUUAUAAACCACAACGCCGUGCUCUAUAAGGUGUUUGUGGUCGGGGAGUCGUACACUGUUGUGGAGAGACCAUCACUCAAGAACUUCCCCUCCGGGCCGUCCGACAGAAAAGCGAUUUUCUUCAAUAGCCACAAUGUGUCCAAGCCAGAGUCAUCGUCUGACCUCACAUCCAGAGACGAUGUGGAAGGUGUAUCCCAGCCACCUAACGAUGAUGUCAUCAGGGAGCUUUGUAAAUCCCUGCGGGAAUCUUUGGGGGUUUCGCUCUUCGGCAUUGACAUUAUUAUCAACAACCAGACGGGCCAACACGCAGUCAUUGACAUCAAUGCAUUCCCUGGAUAUGAGGGUGUUCCUGAGUUCUUCAAUGAUCUCCUCAACCACAUCAUCAGCGUCCUCCAAGAUCACUCUUCCAGUGACCCACUUGCACUGCCUCCUUCCGCCCAUCAAACCACUUUAGCUGCGGGAGAGCGUAGCUGUGCCCCCUCCCAGGAGUGCUGCAGUGUGCUUGCCAAGGAGUCGGACAGCAGCCCCUGGAUCGUGGAGGGUGACGGUGGUCUGAAGGGCCCGUGUCAGAGACUGGGAUGCAACACGGCCAUGUCCCCCAACUUCCAACAGCACUGUGUAUCCACAAUAGCCACAAAGGCAUCGUCACAGUGACUGCCCCGAAGCACCCCAGCCUUCCCCUGAAUAAAUUGUGAUGACAAAAUGAAUAAUAUACAAUAACAAUAAUAACUAUUAUACUGAUAAUAUAUCUGUAAUCCGAAAUAAACUAUAACGGGAAUAAUUGUAAUGAUGAUGAUGGGCAUUGGACUCUUUCUCCAAUGCCUUUGUAUGUGUAUUUUUAUAGGUUUUUUUUUGCUUUCUCUUUAGUCUAAUACUUCAGUACUGUAAUGUGAACUUUCGGGAACUCAAUAUUGAUCCGUUGAUAUGUAUUUUAAAAUCACAAUAGAUAAUUAGUGGAAGGUAGAUUAUUAAUGAUAGUCGGACAUUUGAGCUGGAAAUAGUCUCUCUACUUGUUACGCAAAGGCAGACCUAUUUAGCCCUUAUAUUGAACACAAUAUUCACACCUCCAGGACACAUGUAAUGUCUUUGUGCUAUGUAUUUAGUGGCAAUCCCAUAGUGUUAUGAUCCACAGUGUAGAAGCUUGUGCAAUGUCUCCAGACCUGCUCUUUAAUGAUGGCCACAUGGAACAGCAUGCAGCGGCAGAUGCUACUGCGAUUUCAUGACGCACCAAGAUCUGCACUUCUGUAAACAUUAUGACAUCUGUCAUUUUUCACAUGCACUUUGGUGCGUUAUAUCUAUAUAAAAACCUAGUGUUAUAGAAAAUCUAAAAUUGGAUUGAAAUAUGAAAUUUGUCGGACAUUUGAAAGAGGAUAUCUUGACAUUCGCUGUGUUUGUGUACAUGCGUACGUGAAAUGAUUUAAGAAGACGGUCCUUUAAAAGUUCUAAUGUUUUGUAUUUGAUCCUGUAAGUCAUUUUUGUGACUUGACACAUUCAUCAUCAGUACACACCUUUUAAAUAUAUGAACAAACUGUACCAGAUGGAUAUUAAUGAAAUAUCGGGAGUACUUCUUGAUGAUGCUUCUAAUUGCACAGAAGGACACAUCGGUUCCCUGAAUGGGUAAACGCUUUGACGCAUGGUUACCAUUCCUGCUUUAGAAGGAAAUAGAACAUUGGCUUUUGGAAUUUUGUUUUUAAUCGCUAACCUGUUUGAAAAUGACUAAUGAAUACAAAGUAUUUAAGUUUCAUACAGACGUACAGUUAGCUAGGCAAUAUUAAAUCAUUGUUUGGUUGCUGAUCAAACUAAUUUGUGAACUGCCAUGAUGUGUGUCUCAAAUGAGUGACUCAUUUAAAUAAUAAGAUUUAUUGUAAAUAAAACCAUGUGGUGAAAUAAUUAGCAAUUGAUACAAAUUAAUGUUGUAUUGAGAUCAUUAUGCAUUUCUUUUUGAAAACUUUAAGACAAAGUUUUGUAUGGUUACUAAAUUGUUUGCUAUGCAGAUUGAAAAAGUUAAUCAUAAAAUAUAUUUCAACCAUGUAUGGCCAGUAAAGUGAUUUGGAUACUACACAUGAACACACAAGUGUUUAAUGACCAACUUUUAUCCAUUUUUGUGGAAUGAUUAUUGACAAAAAGUCAGCAGACUUAAAAUGUCUUAUUGUAGUACAUUGUAAAUGGAGUUUUCAGCAUUUACUUACUUUGUUCUGCCUUACUGCUAACCCACUCAACACUAAGUACCUUAUGUUUUAUGUUGGGCUCCAUUUUUUUAAUGUAAUGCAUUUACAAUUAUUUUUUACAGGUUAACUAAACAGUGUUUUUCUAUAAUGUCUCCCAUCACUGCUAUGGACGAUUUAAAGGUUGUCUUGUUAAAGAUCACAAGCCAUGUUGACAUCAAUAACAGUUAGUCUGCUUUUUUAUGUUCUUUCUAUGUUUAAUCUCUUGUUUGCCAUUGGUGUUUAAGAUGGUUUAUACGACUAAUGGGGAAUGUGUUAUGGUUGUGUUUUGUAUUACUUGAUACUUUUAGCUCUGCAAGAGUUAGAAUGACAGUAUAGAGCUUUACCUUUUAUCUCUGUAAUUUUGCCUUCAUUGUGCUGUCAAAUAGAAAAAAUCCUAA
Messenger RNA from Triplophysa dalaica, 3427 nucleotides. RefSeq names its product inositol-tetrakisphosphate 1-kinase b (gene itpk1b). The transcript has 11 exons. Bases 256 to 1476 code for a protein of 406 amino acids. Gene Ontology annotation, molecular function: inositol-3,4,5,6-tetrakisphosphate 1-kinase activity; magnesium ion binding; inositol-1,3,4-trisphosphate 6-kinase activity. Gene Ontology annotation, biological process: inositol trisphosphate metabolic process. The record is from RefSeq and is a predicted model, not a curated record. Gene Ontology annotation, cellular component: cytoplasm. NCBI's taxonomy places the organism in Eukaryota, Metazoa, Chordata, Actinopteri, Cypriniformes, Nemacheilidae.